GCAGUUUUCCCGGGACGUCUGGGCGCCCAUGACGGCGGCGGCGACUGUGCUCAAGGAGGGCGUGCUGGAGAAGCGCAGCGGCGGGCUGCUGCAGCUGUGGAAGCGGAAGCGCUGUGUGCUCACCGAGCGCGGUCUGCAGCUCUUCGAGGCCAAGGGCACCGGCGGCCGGCCCAAGGAGCUCAGCUUCGCCCGCAUCAAGGCCGUGGAAUGCGUGGAGAGCACCGGGCGCCACAUCUAUUUCACGCUGGUGACCGAGGGAGGCGGCGAGAUCGACUUCCGCUGCCCCCUCGAGGAUCCUGGCUGGAACGCCCAGAUCACCCUGGGCCUGGUCAAGUUCAAGAACCAGCAGGCAAUCCAGACUGUGCGGGCCAGGCAGAGCCUCGGGGCCGGGACCCUCGUGUCCUAAACCGCACAACUUGCCAUCUUACCUUCAUGCUCCGCACCCUCCCCACCACGUGGUGUACGGAGGUCAAGUCAGCUCUCCUGCCCCUUUUGGCUCACGGGAGCGUGACUGUGCUCCAUAUGUCGAGGCGGAAGCCAUGGUCACGUGGAGGAGACGCUGGAGCUGAAGGAAUGGAUGGGGCCCGGGGAGGAGGGCAGAAGGCCAUGUGGGGCUGAGGAUGAAGAUUCAGCCCCUGGACACUCUCAGAGUCUCCGGACAUUCCCAGCUCAGGGCUUUGCAGCCACAGCCUGACGUACAGAUGGUGAUGGAGAGCUGGCAUCCAAGCACCCUCCCCUCGGCGGCCCCGUCAUCUGGUUGCAGACUGUUGUUAGUCCCCAGCUUGUGCCGUGCCGUGAGGAGGACAUUUCCCCAUGGGGUGCCAAGCCAGUGCCUCAGGACUCAGGAGGCCAGGCUGGUACCCCGGGGAGGAACCAGCCUGGCAUCACUUCUGGACUCACCUUGGUGGGGGGAGCUGAUGGUCCCUGAGGCCCACACUUGAGGGUCUCCUGCUGCUUAGGUCCUUCUGGGACCCCCACCCAUCCAGGCCUUCUCUUUGCACACUUCGCCCCCCACCUCUUGCCCAUCUUCCCCCCCACUGUGGUGCUAGGCCUGGAGGUGGUGGGGGUGGGGUGGGGGUUUGGCCAUUACCAUUUCAUGCCUAUCCCAAAAUGAAGAGUCCCCGCAAAGGGCAGUGACCACACUGUUUGCUGAAUGGAGUUCUUUGCCCACAAAGACCCAGUGCUUGGAGCAUCCCUCUCCUACCCCCGCUUCUCCACUCCAUAACCCAUUCUGAGAUCUCCGGCCUGGGUGGGGAGAGACACUGCAGCCCUAGGAGGCACGACCUCAGCGGUCCUAGGAAGGAGGGACCGUAAGGCCUGGACUGAGGGAUGUUCUACUGGCCAAGUCAGUCUAUGUAGCUGCUUUUCCAGAAGGCCAUGCCGCCCCUGCCAUCCUGGGAGGUGGCUCAGCUUUCUGAGCAGAGUUGGUCUCCUUGUCAUUUACAUACUCAGGCUUCACACAUUUAUGCAGUAAGUAUUCCUUGCUGGAUGGUUUAAAAGGAAUGAUUACAGCACGGGAAAAGCUAAAGUACAGAGAAAUAACUGCCUGAGUUACACAGAAAUUCAUCGGGUAACCCUCGAGAUCUUUCCAUGUUGUGGUCAGCAGUUUACUCUGCCCUCCUUUCCUCCAUUGCCCACCAUGUCUGGCCUUCCCUGUGGCAAAGCAGUGGCCUACUUCAGAGUCUCCAGAAGGAACGAGGGGGCUGUGUGGCCCCCUUCAACAAUUUGAAGUCUCUUUAAUAACCUCUUUGUGCUUCUGACCUGUUUUGUUCCCCAUCAGAUUUCUCCUACUGUCCAGCCAAGACCUCCCCAUCCUAUGUCCCAGUACCUUAGAGUCCUCGGGAGUGCCUUGUUCAUCUGCUACGAGCACCGCAUCUCACAAGUGACAAAGAACUUACAAAUUACAAGAGAGUUUUGA
Lynx canadensis (Canada lynx) is the source of this 1918-nucleotide messenger RNA. RefSeq names its product pleckstrin homology like domain family A member 3 (gene PHLDA3). Gene Ontology annotation, molecular function: phosphatidylinositol phosphate binding. The transcript is spliced from 2 exons. The coding region runs from base 29 to 406 and encodes 125 amino acids. Gene Ontology annotation, biological process: positive regulation of apoptotic process; intrinsic apoptotic signaling pathway in response to DNA damage by p53 class mediator; negative regulation of phosphatidylinositol 3-kinase/protein kinase B signal transduction. Gene Ontology annotation, cellular component: plasma membrane. NCBI's taxonomy places the organism in Eukaryota, Metazoa, Chordata, Mammalia, Carnivora, Felidae. The record is from RefSeq and is a predicted model, not a curated record.